Messenger RNA from Bombyx mandarina (wild silkworm), 1066 nucleotides. RefSeq lists its product as uncharacterized. The record is from RefSeq and is a predicted model, not a curated record. Lineage: Eukaryota; Metazoa; Arthropoda; Insecta; Lepidoptera; Bombycidae.
GGUUCAAUUAGUUUGAACUUGGUUUAAAAUGGCGAAAGACAUGCUCGCAUUAAAAUUUAUCGUUUUAAACAUAUUAAUAAUGGUAUGUGUGGGUGUGAAACAAGAGUGUUCACCAUUCAGGCCGGAUUACAGUUCUUAUCAAGAGUUCCAGUACUGCUCGACAGCUUAUUACCUGUCGCUGAGUUUGCGUUUUACGAACAUACCGGUCGGCGCAACUAGCUAUCGAUUGCUGACAGCGAGACACGAUUUGCUUCAUUUAGAACUGGUUGGUGAAGGAAACAUUAGUGCCAACGAGAAUUGCUUUGACGAAUCCGUCCAUAUAUUGCCGAAGAGAUAUAAUCUCAGCCUUGAAUUAUAUUUGAACUACAAAGGGGACGCUCUUUGCAAAGCAGUGAAAAUACUUGAUUUAUACAAUAAUGAAGCUGAUUGUUCGAACACAGUAUAUUAUAACAUUGGUUUGAUAAGGUUUAACUUGGAAAACAGUUGCGAACUGCGGCAACAAACCACGGAAAAUUCAGGCCCUAGCGCCCCGCUUCCCACGGCAGUCAGGACUUCGACAACAAGGAGUGUGACGUCACAUCCUAUGACGAGUUGGUCGUCUACCGAUGCCACUGUCUCGACAACACGCAGGAAAACUGUUCUUACCUCGCCGUCCACUCCAGCAAUUAACAGUACAGAUAGAGGAUUUGGAUCGCCUAUAUCUCCUGCAGCACCGGCUGCGACAACGGUCUCCACCGUGACGGUCUCGGCUACUUCUCCUACACCUGAAACUCUAUCUUUCAAAGAUUUAUUCUUCACGCCUCAAGGAUAUUCGGUUGUAGCUGUAAUUUGUAUAAUAGUCCUGGCUCUCAUCGUAGCAUUGAUCUAUUGGUACACGAAAAGGUCUUCGCGUCAAAAUUAUCAGAAAGUCGCCUACAAGAGCAGCAGAGCAGAUUUGCCGAGGGUCGUGUACGCAGAGUUGGACAUUCCCGAGCGCAGUGACGACGUCCAAUAUUGCAAUUUCACACCGGAAUACAGAACAGUAUAUUAUUCUAGAAUAAUUGGUGUUUAUAUGAAUAAAGAAUGA